Molecule: messenger RNA, 1155 nt
Organism: Quercus lobata
Lineage: Eukaryota; Viridiplantae; Streptophyta; Magnoliopsida; Fagales; Fagaceae
Product: GRIP/coiled-coil protein
Exons: 6
Coding region: 62-1030 (322 amino acids)
Source: RefSeq, a predicted model, not a curated record
AAAGCUCCUUUAAAACUAGCCGUUACUCACAAAUCUCUCUCUCUCUCUCUCUCUCUCUCUCAUGGCAGCCUCAGUGGACACACCAUCACCUGGCCACCUCAACCAGGAGGGCAAAAGCUACAUGGGUUCGUCUCCUAUGUACAGUCCCUCCUCAGAUAAGCGCUUGUGGAGCACAUUACGCAGCCGGAUCGACACGCUUCUUGAGAGUCAUCCUCAAUCGAAUGGUGGAAAAUCGGACCGAGCUAAGCGAUUGAAGGAAGACUCAUUGCUUCUGAUGAGAGGGUUUGACUCAGUUUCCCACACACUUUCACAGCUAUCCAACAAUCUGGACAAUGCUCUCCAGGGAGCUAGAGAUCUAGCUAAACCACCCACAUUGACUGAAAUAUUCCAAAGCAAUCUGAAGAACCCAGAUAGUAAAGAGAAGGAUUCAGAAGAGCAUCAAAAUGAAGCAGAGAUGAAGAGUGGAUUGAAAAGAAAGUAUGAUCAUAGUCAUUGCUCAGAGGACAAAGAAGAAGAUGAUUCACAGAAAGCAAAUGAGGAAAGCCUCAAAGAUGGGAAGCUGAAGAAAGCCAAAAACAUUGCAAUUUCCAUGGCAACAAAAGCGGCUUCGUUUGCAAGAGAAUUGAAGUCAAUUAAGUCGGAUUUAGGUUUUAUGCAAGAGAGAUGUGAAUUGCUUGAGGAAGAGAAUAGGAGGCUCCGUGAUGGAUUUGCUAAAGGAAUAAGACCUGAGGAAGACGAUCUGGUGAGGCUUCAAUUGGAGGCAUUGCUUGCGGAAAAAUCCAGAUUAGCUUAUGAAAAUGCAACUCUAGUAAGGGAAAACCAGUGCCUUCACCAACUUGUAGAGUACCAUCAACAUACCUCCCAAGAUCUCUCUGCAUCAUAUGAACAAUUCAUACAGGGAAUGUGCUUAGACUUCUCGUCUCCAACGCCGCCCAAAAGAGAUGCUGAUGACAAAGUCCCUCAAACACCUCAAGCCGAUCUUUUCAGCUUCUCCACUACUCUCGAAGAGUGCGAUCACCAAAGGCAGUAGUAGUAGGCAGAUGACGAGUGUCAUUGUAUUAAAAGUAAAGAAUAAAUAUUUAAUUUUUUGAUUAAAUCCAGUCUUAUCUUUUGAAAUCCGUAAUUCAGUCUUGUAAACCUGAAGGAUCACUUGAG